UUUUCGCAGGUCAUGAGGUUGACCGUAUGUAUGGCGGCCGCGGUGGCGUUGACAACGCUCUCGGUUAUCGAGCAAUCAAACGGCGCCUGCGACGUUAAACCCAAGCCCGGAGUAAAACCUAAAAAGUAUCCGGACAUGCUAAAAGUGUAUCCGAACGGCUACAAGUUGACGGCGGAGAUUAAUAUUGAAGGCGAGAAAUCAACUCUGUUUUUCCACGAGUACUAUUCGUUUGACUUCAAGCGGGGACUCCUAGAGCUAACGUACCAAGGAAUAUCCACGAAUAUCUUGUACCUUCACCACACGGAAGAGAUAUUUCUUUUUGACAACACGUCCUGCGUAACCCUUCCGAUUACGUCCCCACCGAAACUCAUCAGCCCUCUCUUACUGCGGUGGUCGUCACUUUUCACCGGAAACAACACCGUCUUCGGACCCUCUGUUCUAUUCUUAAGUCCUGUGUUAAACCCUACAAUCAAAAUGACGUUUCAAGGAAGCGACGAGGAAGUUCGCGGCAUACAGACCCUCAAGUGGGCGACCUGUUUGAAAAGCAGUGAUGACCCGUACGAAGUCUAUUUUGUCGAUAAAAAGUGGAAUUACGGCUAUGGAACAGCCAAGACGAUUCCCCUCAGAGUUCGUAGGGGCAAGGUAGUAACCGAUAUAAUGCGGAUGCAGCCCUAUGUCACCGACCCCGAACAGAAGCUCAAGAUUCCAAUGUUCGUUGGGUGCCAACGCCUCGCCAGGGGAUUACCGAGGCCACCAAACUUCGACAACAUCCCCAUGGAGUUUCAUUCCGAGCUGGCUUUUUCGAACCCGACGGUGAACGGCCAGUACUCCUACACGUCUCACCUGGAUAUAAUCCGCGACCCCGUCAACAAUAUCUUCAGUCACAUCUUUGCCCCUUGGAACACGGGGAGUGGGAAACUGGACCAGCAACUUUCCGCCCUGCCAGAGACACAAACCAUCUUCGACGUGACCAACGGCAUUCAGUACCUCAAGGUGCCAAACCAUUCGGGGUACGAGCCGUUUGGGCGUGGUAAAUGCUAUGUCUCGUCCAGAAAGGACUUCCGACCCGUGGUUCAGUUGCCGGAUAACACUACGCUCAGUCUGCUCGACACAAUCGCUCCAAGUUACGAAACUCUAAACAAAGCAAACUACCUGGGCAUUCACGUUGUUCGCAAUGCACCUGUCCACGUCUACGAAAUUGUCACGAGCAACGUACCAGUGUCAGGGGCUGUUUUCUCUCACGCUGUCAUCACCUACUGCUACCUUGUUGAAUGGGUUUAUCCCUCCUUCACUACUCAGAGGAAUCUUCCCAUCAGAGUGUCCAUGAGGGCAUACUCUACUAACAAAAGCUUGAGAACUCCGUACUUCUGGUUCACCGCCAAUAUCCACGACAUAUCGACGGCGAUGGAAGAACUGAAUGACAAGAUGAAUGUGAUGGAUUGCUAUGACGAGAAUGAAGCGUCUUACACCUGGUUCCAAAUGGGCUUUCCAUAUGCCAACAUGUACGAAGAUUUUCUACGGUACAGUCCCCAGAUCAAGUCGAAGUUCUUAACAACCUUCCUGAGGACCACGUCGUUGUCCCCGAUGCGUGUACCCCGUGUUCUGGUUGAUAUAACGGAAAACAUGAUUUACGUAACAUCUCUUAUUCUGGAGCGGCCACUUCUAGAGACCGACUACGACAAAAAGAAGAACUUUGACCUGAAGGACCAUCAGCUGUCGUUCGGUGUGGUGACGCUCGACCAGUGCCUCAAGAUCUGCUCCAGCGCUGACUAUCCGGACUGCAAGGCGGUGGCAUACUGUGGUGCGUCGUGCUACACAUCAUCCCUGAGUUCCGGCGGUGUCGACGCAGGUAUCGUGAAGUCUACUGACUGCACCACCUACAUCAAAAACGACUUGAGUAAGAAGAGGAACCUACCCCUGACCCGAGACGCCCUGAAAAAGGUCGAGACCGCCGUGAAGGAGAGCAAGUUCACAAUCACUGUGACGGAUUCCACCACAUUCCUCGUCGCCACUUUGGUUGCGGAGAGCACCGACGAUUCCCUGGGAUCUCUCUCAAUGACUUUUCGCGGAGACGAUAGAUUCGGCACUCCACACAGUCACAGGAGAGAUGGAGAGGAACUGGACGGCUUUAAGACCUACUCUCUGAAAUCCCGACUGAUGGCCGAUGUCGACGGUGCCGUGGACCUGGGGUCGUACCCGUUGAACGACUGCGCCGACAUCUGUAGGGAUCGUCCAGACUGUCAGUUCUUCUCGUCCUGCCUCGUCGACUCCCAGUGCGUCAUCAGCACCAUUCCGGCACGAACGAGCAAGUGGAUGGAGACGAAGCUUCAGUGCAGCACGUUCGCCAAGUCGGUGAAGGAUAACUUUGAGCUCUUCUCGGGCAUCUCACUGGACAUGGGCGCCAGGAAGGCCGUGAUGACCAUCAACGACGAGGAAUGCGCCCGGCUCUGCAUGGUCGAGACGGGCUUCGACUGCAAGUCGUUCGACUACUGCGGACAGGCCAAGGACAUGCACACAGUCUGCCGACUGCACGACACCCAUCUCCGGGAGUUUGGAGAACCGUCCAAGAUGAACAAGAAAAGCCUCGAGAGCUGCAUCCACUACUCCAAGAAGUACCUGUACGAUUUUAAGAAGAGCGCGUCCAACAAGACCAAGGCGAGCGCUCGCACGGUGAUCGGCCAGGUGACCCCCGAGGAAUGCGCCAAGCAAUGUCAUGACGCCACCUUCCUCUGCGAGAACUUUGAUCACUGCACGGGUCCCCAGAACCUCGGUCGGGGCGACUGCAUGCUCUACGAGAAGGCCGACGGAGCCGGACCCUUCCAGACGAUCUUCUCGCCGAUCUGCUCCGCGUACAGCUACCGGGGAGACGCUGAUCUAAGAAGUUUCAGCAACCAAGCCGCACUUCACAGCAAUGCAACAGCCGGUGGUCUGGCCUUCUUCCUCCUCCUCUUCGGCGUAGGCAUCGGAGCGUCGGCGCUUUUGGCUUACGGAUACUACAAGAACCGCAGACUCAACAGAGUGUGAUAGCCUACGUAAUGGUCAAUAAUUUAUUCCGCUGUUGCCAGCGCUGGCAACUACUUUUGAAAUCGGUUCAAAUGAUAAAAUUACUGGGAAUGAAAAAAAUACGGGGGCUGUAUUUUUUUUUUUCAAGUUAUAAAGAAUUGAGUAAGAAAAAACAAGAAUGAUGAAAACUAUUUUAUGCAUACACAAAACAAAUUGUUAGAAAACAGCUGUCAACAAUUAUGUUUAGAGUAUUGUCUCGCAAUGAUUCUCACGUCUAGUUUAGUUUUACCAGUCUGAAAUGUCGUAUUCGAAUGCUUCACGAAGAGCAUUUCUUGAUACAGUAAAACUUCAGCCUCGGCAGAAACCCGAGACUAAUGUAAAGCUGUAAGGAAGAGGAGGAGUGGUAAUGCAAAAGUCACUUCAAGGUGUAAUUUGUGUGUCUGAUGUAAUCUCAGUUAUUAAUAAAAUUAUGUAAGAAAAAGCGUGCUUUGUGGUGCCUUUUUAGUCCUUGUGCGUGUUGCGUAGAUAACCGUCAUAUAGGCAUUUUUUUAUUUAAAAUGAAUUCAGUAAAUAAAAAUGGUAUGUAUGUAUU
Molecule: messenger RNA, 3595 nt
Organism: Ixodes scapularis (black-legged tick)
Lineage: Eukaryota; Metazoa; Arthropoda; Arachnida; Ixodida; Ixodidae
Exons: 23
Coding region: 13-3024 (1003 amino acids)
Source: RefSeq, a predicted model, not a curated record